AUGCCAGGAACAGCUGUUCAAAUCACAGUUGAAGGAAAGAAAAUUCCAGAAUAUCAAGACCCAGAAAUAUUAAAGAGUGAUAUUUCUUCUUUUGUUCUUGAUCUCAGAAGAAUUGGAAUUAGAUUUGAAACGCUUUAUAAACUUCCAGAUAAAGUUCCAAAAGAAAAAGUCAAUUCAAUCAUUAAUAUGUUGAAGAAUAUUGGUGCAUUAAAUCAAACCACAGGAAAUCUUACAAAUGAUGGAUUUAUGUUAUCAUCAUUCAGAAACUUUUCUCCGUUUAUUUCAGCAUCAAUUUUGAAUCUUUCAAGAAAUUACUACGAUGGCGAAGUUACACCAAUGUUGCUUGCAGCUUUGUCCUUAAAACUAAUAUCAGAUGAUAUUAUUUUAAAUAAUUUAUGUCCAAAAUUUGUCCAAAACUUUAAUUACGAAUCUGACCUGGACACAAUCAUGAAAACAUUCAUUGAAAUGGUACUUAAAAGAAGAAAGAUUACUGAAAUUGAUCCAGAUUUUGGAUUCCAUCCAAAGAAUGCUACACAGAUUGUUGGAGAAAUAUUUGAUCUUUCAGAAACAUUGGAUAUAGGUGAUACCGAAGAUUUGUGGACAAAUAUUGACAAGUUUUAUCAAAACUGUGAUUUUGUUCAUACUUUUUGUCAAAGAUUAUUUGAUGAAAUCGAAAAGAAUUCCGAAAAUGGUGCAUGGAUAACUGCCAGGAAAGCUGAAUUAGAUAUGAUUUCGAAUACCAAGUUGGAGCCUGAAUUUAGAUUCAAAGCAGAUGAAUGUCAUUCAUUUGAAGAAACGGAGAAACUUGAUGAAAGCAACAAAUUUGCCGAAUAUAUACCAUCAGAUGACAAAGAAAAACAAGAAAGCUAA
Molecule: messenger RNA, 870 nt
Organism: Trichomonas vaginalis G3
Lineage: Eukaryota; Parabasalia; Trichomonadida; Trichomonadidae
Product: helicase protein
Exons: 1
Coding region: 1-870 (289 amino acids)
Source: RefSeq, a predicted model, not a curated record